Messenger RNA from Dacryopinax primogenitus, 3088 nucleotides. RefSeq names its product galactose oxidase. The coding region runs from base 7 to 2994 and encodes 995 amino acids. The transcript has 2 exons. Gene Ontology annotation, molecular function: protein binding. The record is from RefSeq and is a predicted model, not a curated record. Gene Ontology annotation, biological process: cell redox homeostasis. Gene Ontology annotation, cellular component: mitochondrion; cytosol. Lineage: Eukaryota; Fungi; Basidiomycota; Dacrymycetes; Dacrymycetales; Dacrymycetaceae.
AUCUCGAUGUUCCCAGUAUCAGAUCUCACAACCCUCGUAAGAAAGUCGAGGGGUGAGGUACCACCACAGACUGCGGGUCCGUCAACAACAAUACACGACGACCACAUGUUUCUCUUUGGUGGAAGGCUCGUUGCUCAGCGUCGCAUGCUUUCAGACAUGUACGUGUUCGAUAUCAAGGAGCUUACAUGGGAGAAGAUCCCCAUCGCGACAGAGGACGACCCGCACGUACCCCAACCACGAUACUUCCAUUCUGCGGACGUAUGGAAUGGACAUAUCGUCAUUUUCGGAGGGAUGACCGAUGCGCCAGAAGGGACAAUACAAGCAGCACCCCAACCAGGCGAAGUGCCCAACGUCACCGUGCUAAACGAUGUCCACCUUUUCAAUAUCGCCGAGCGUCGAUGGCUCCCAAACCCUUCCCCUCCCGUCACCGAAAACCCAGAGCACGUUCCCCUCCCCCGAUAUGCCCAUCUCUCCGGCGUCGCUGGCGAUAGACUAUACAUUAUUGGUGGUCAUGGUCCGCCAAAGAACGAUUGGCUCGAUAACGUGCACGUGUACGACCUCAAGCAUCGAAUGUGGGUCGCAAAACAGGAGUGCACCACACAUUGCGGAACGUACAGAAGCGUCGCGGUGUGUGCAACGCAGAAAGUCGUCAUUACACCUCCAGGGAGUGUGGAUAAAGAAAUGGAAGGGUUUGGAAAGAGAAAAGGAGGCACGGAGAAGAAUUCGCUCCAACAUCCCACCUACUCUGAAGUUCCGAAACCCGAUCAGCCGAACGGCAUCUACGUCUACUCAAACUACAACUUCAUGGAUGUCAGCCGCGAGCUCGUGGUUAUGCAACCUACCCCUGCACCCGAGGAACCCAAUCCUCUUACCUUCACGGAUGAGACAGAGACGUUCGCGAACAGCCCGUCCCUGCCUCCUGGUCUGCGAUUUCCCACCGGUGCCAUCAUCGGCACCCAUCUCUUGCUCUGCGGUACCUACCUCGCGCACACCUAUAACUCCUUCUCCCUCUGGUCUCUCGAUCUCCGGACACGCACUUGGCAAAGAAUAGAUUGCGGAAACCCCCUCUCCGUUGGCUCCUGGUCGCGUGGCAUGCUGUGGUCAAACGGUGCAAAGUUCCUCAUCUUCGGUAAUCGCACCGGAAACCUGGUGGAGGAUUACCAACGCCGCCUCCUGAGUUGGACACACGUCGCCUUUGUUGAUCUCGAAGCAUGUGGGAUCUACCAGCCUCCGUCACUGACCAUCGGCUUGCGUGAAAGCGAGCUCGGCCUCGCUGCGCUGGAAGAAGAGAUUCUCUCGGACUUCGAAAUCGUGUGUGACGACGGGCGCAAGAUCCACUGCUCUCGGCGCAUUCUCGAUCAGCGCUGGCCGUGGUUCCGUGAACAACGACGUGCUUUUCUCCGCCGCGUUACCCAGCUCCUCGAAGCGAAGCCUGAGCAGAUCGACCCAAGCUAUCCGAUCGAAAUGCCUGAAUUCAUCGAGCUCACCCCAGAGACAGAACAGUUAUCUGUCCAGGGACCUGGAUUUGGUGGAGGGCCUCCUCUGCCCAAGGCAGAUCCCCGCCUCACACCAAGACGUUUGCUUAUGCCCGAGCCGUAUCCCAUCGCACUCGCCUUUGUCCAAUAUCUGUACACGUACUCUCUCAUCACCCCUCUCCAGCAUGCACCACCCGUACUUAACGCCCUUCUCGUCCUCAGUCAAAUAUACGAGCUCCCACACCUGCAGAAGAUCGUCAUCCAUUCCAUGCAUGAGAAGUUGAAUCAUUACAACGCGGUUUCUGUGUACGAGAUGGCAACGGUUUGCAAUGUUCAGAGCCUGCAGAUCCGGUCGCUUAAAGUGGUUAUGGGGAAGAAUGGCAUCCGCGGCCCGCGGACACGACCUGAUAGGCACGAGCCCAGCACUGAUGGACCGAGUGGUGACAGCGACCAUCCGGAGAAGGCACCCCCUAGGCCGCGGGGUAUGUCAAACGCGAAAGAUUUGCAGAUGCCGCCGUCAGCCUUACCGCCUUCCGGCGGGAGCGGUGGACAUACGAACGGUUCCCGUGGUUCGGAGCCUACGGAUGGCAGCAGUCGAGCGCUAGCAUCGACAACGGCUGCCUCUAUGCCUCAAAUUCCGGAGGCCACUGAGUUGCUCGAGGUGGCUGAACAGUCUACAUCCGUCCGUGCCCCUGUUGUACCUGUCCUCGCACCAACUGGACCCGCACCCCCGCGGCCUCCGAGAAGUGCAAAGAGGUCUUCUCCGCCCGAAACUCCCCCUCGCACCUCACCGACUUCCCCUCGUCCUAGACUACCGUCAUCUCUCUCUAUGGACGAUCUUCGUCCAAUAGGGAGCGUACCCCAGGGACUGGGCAUCAUUGAACCGGUCAGGCCAUCCCAUGAACGCACUGGUUCUCGAGGAUCUGGCUUGCGGCGUGCACGCAGUGAAGCUGUACAUCAUCGACCAAGUGUCAGUGGUGGAUCGAACUCGUUUAAGUCCAGCUUAGAGCGGAGGUUCUCUACGCGUCCCCCCAGUGGAGCGAGCAGCUCGUCGUCCAGCUCCCUCUGGGGCGCCGGGAGCACUUAUGGCGACUCCCAACAAAGCCACGCUGUACCUGCAACUACUCACAUAUCCCUUAACGAUGAUCCGCCCAUGCGCGACAACCCAAAGGGCUUACGUGUCAAAGUUGAUUUGCCUUCUUGGCUCAGCUUGGGGAGCAAGAGCCGAUCACCGCCCAAAACGCCGAAGGAAGAGCAGGUGCCGGCCACACCUUCGCUCACCCCAAGUAGGGCGACUUCCUCCCCUACUACCCCCAAUCCGCUCACACCCUCAGCUUCGAGCGCCUCACUAUUCGCCCGCGCAAAGUCUAGCAAAUCGCCUUUCUCGACUCCUCAACGCAAAGUACUUGAUGCAGUUCGCCGUCAGAACUCGGCGGAAGAAAGCAGGCUUCGCAAAGAAAAGAGUAACGAGAAGGUCGUUAUCCAGGAUAUCAUCAAGACUGCUGAGACCGAAGUGUGAGGCAAGAGAACGAGACGCAGUUCACCACUCCGGUGUUUGGCUUACUCUAACCUUCCGAAUCCUCUCUCUUUCUCUGGGUUUGUGUUAUUAUAGG